Cotesia glomerata is the source of this 801-nucleotide messenger RNA. RefSeq names its product protein ALP1-like. The transcript has 4 exons. Lineage: Eukaryota; Metazoa; Arthropoda; Insecta; Hymenoptera; Braconidae. The record is from RefSeq and is a predicted model, not a curated record. Bases 124 to 801 code for a protein of 225 amino acids.
UUACCAAAGCUCCAAAAUUAUAUUGAAGACAUAGUGCAAGCUUACACCGAAAAAGAAUUUCAAUCGCACUUCAGGUAAUUAUCGUAAAAUAUUAUAUAACAAUUACUUAUUGCACUGUGGAAAAUGGCCACUCCUGAUUCAUAUCGAUCGAUUUGUCAAAAAUUUAAUGUCAGCUUUGCAGUAGCACUCUUGAGUGUGCGUAGAGUUGUAAAUUCAUUAGUUGCAAUUGCACCUAACUUUAUAGUUUGGCCAGAUCCUGAAAAAGUUGAUAAUAUUUCGCAUGGAUUUGAAGUUACAAGUGGGUUUCCAAAUGUUAUUGGCGCAAUUGACGGAACACUUAUAAAUAUUACCAAACCUCGUCAACACUCGGAAUCCUAUGUUAACAGAAAAGGUCACCAUUCAAUUCAGUUACAGGCUGUAUGUGAUAGUCAAGCAAGAUUUCUUCAUUGUUAUGCUGGAAACGUUGGAUCAAUACAUGAUGCUAGAGUAUUUCGUCUUUCAGAAGUAAAUGACUAUCUUAAUGAUCCACUGAAAUUUCCAAAUGACUGUCAUUUAGUUGGUGAUGCAGCUUACCCUAUUCAUAAAAACUUAUUAACUCCUUAUCGAGAUAACGGUCACUUAUCAAUUCGUCAAAAAAACUAUAAUUUUUGUCACUCAUCUGCACGUAUUGCUAUUGAACGUGCAUUUGGAUUACUGAAAAAAAGAUUUCGUAGUCUAUUGACAGUGUUAGAUAUGACCCGCACAGAUUUGAUACCCGAUUUUAUAAUUGCCUGCUGUGUUUUACAUAAUAUAUGCUUAUGA